This is a messenger RNA of Cherax quadricarinatus, 2927 nucleotides long. The record is from RefSeq and is a predicted model, not a curated record. NCBI's taxonomy places the organism in Eukaryota, Metazoa, Arthropoda, Malacostraca, Decapoda, Parastacidae.
AUGAGAUUUAUCGCCCUUUCGCUUUUUGAGUACGGAGAGAGAAAUGACGAUGGCAACAGCAGUAAUGAAGGAAGAGAGUACAGCUCGGCCGAGCUGGACGACCUGCACUUCUUCACUAACGGCUCCAGGAAGUACGUCGACGGCCACUACAAGACACGACACAACGACACGUUUAUCUACGACGAGAACUAUUCCAGCGACAGCGACGAGUCUCUUUACAACGAUGACGAGGACGACGACGACGACGAGGAUGAUGACGAAGAUGAUGACGAUGAGGAUGAAGAGGAUGAUGAGGAUAAAAAGGGCGACAGUGACGCCGAAGAUUCAGAAGACGAUGAAAAUCAGUCGACGGAAUACAUGAAGAACGCCAACGGCGAGAUCACUCUGGCUGGACAAAAGUUCCCAUCCACUGUGUGCUUUGAACCUCGCAUGAUCCAGCGUCCACCUGAACCCCCACAGGACGGUGAGUUCGUGUGGCAGGCCGACCUUCAAGAGCGUCUCCGGGCGGCUUUCUCCUGGGGCUUCAUCCUGACGCAGCUGGCCGGUGGGCGGCUUGUCAGCGUCAUGGGUGGAAAGAUGCUACUACUGAUGGGCGUGUUACUGGCCGCCCUCCUCACUGUUCUUACGCCCACGGCCGCUGUCAUGGGACCAUACUGGCUGCUGGCCGCCCGUAUCAUGGUGGGCGCAGCUGAAGGUGUGUGUGUACCCGCCAUGCAGGCAGUCUUGGCACAGUGGGCUCCUCCCCUCGACCGUACCUUCAUGGUCGCCUGCACCUACUCCGGUUUGGCAGUAGGUGCAGCUCUGGGAGGACCUCUGUCAGAGUGGCUGGUGAUGCUGGUUGGGUGGCGUGGUCUCUUCUACAGCCAGGGAGUGAUAACCUUUGUCUGGUGCAUCAUGUGGCAGUUCUUAGUGGCAGAAAACCCCUCCAAGCACCCGAGGAUCUCACAGCAGGAGAAAAACCACAUCAUGUCGUCCAUCGGUGCCCAGCACGCAUGGCGAGGACUUCCGGUACCCUGGUUCCACGUCUUCAGAUCUCGUCAUGUGGUAGCGUUGAUCCUGGCAGAACUAGGCUUCUCCUGGGCAUGGUUCACCUUGCUGCAUCACGCACGAGAGUAUUCCGUCACAGUCCUCCACGUUCCUCCACACCAGGUUCGUGUAGCCUGGGGUACAGCACUGAUGGCUAUGUGGGUGACGGUGCUGGUUUAUGCUACACUCUGCGACUGGGCACGACGCACCAACCGCUGCUCCACUGUGGUCGUGCGACGCAUUGCUAACACCAUCUGUGCUCUGGUGGCUGCGGGUUGUCUGAUUGGGGUGGCUCAGUCUAGUUGCUCCCAGGUGGCAGUGAUGGUGUGGUGCUCCAUGGCACUAGUGCUGGGACUCUCUGCAGCAUUCUCCACCUUCCGUGUCAACGGCAUUGAGCUGGCACCCAAUCAUGCAGCUGCUAUUGCUGGCUUGAGCGGCACCAUCAGCGCCUCCGUCAAGGUGCUCUCCCCGCUCUACGUCGCUUAUCUUACCAAUGGACAGGCAACGCUGGAGCGGUGGCGGAUGAUCUGGUACACAGGAGCGAUAAUCCUCACACUUACCAACUGCCUCAGCUUCCUGAUGGCCUCGUCGAAGGAGCAGUUAUGGAACAGACCAGUCUCGGUGCCAGUGUACCCCAAGAGGGAGGCCAAUAACCUAGCACAGAGGCGGACGCGGGUGCCCCGGCCGCCUCAGCAUACCCAGCUCAGGGGCAACAAAAAUCCGGCUUAUGUUUUCACUGAGCAGCUGUAGGAGCCGCCUUGGAAGGACAGUGUUGCCUAAUAUUAUAAUUACUUCCUUGGUAAUCGUAUUCAUCAGUGUCAGUACCUGAGAGAGGUCACGAUGUGAUGAUUCCUGAGUAAGGAACAGCAAUCAGGCAGUAUCAGAUAUUGCUGCAUGGGGCUAAGUUACCACCAAUCUUAUUCUCACUUCUCCCGGUGUUUCCUUUAUUCUCACUAAUACUCGCACCACUGGCAAUAAAAUGGACAGUUGUCAACUUCAGGGUUGAAACUUUAAAGGUUGUAACUGUGAUGGUGAUAAUACUUAUUAUAUCCUUCUAAAUAACACUGCAGCGUUCACAUCAGUACACCAGUUGUAGAUACAAUAAGGUGCUUUACGCGUUCUGUGAUCUAUUUUCUGGGGAACACGAACGUUUGCAUUGUGUGAAGUGACCUGGUGAGUGUGAGGCCCUGUGUCCGGCUUGCUUACUGUGAGACCAUCAUCCAUCACACGACUGUGUCUAGACCUGUGACCUGGUGUGUGUCUCAGACUCUCCUACUGUGACACCAUCCUCAUCCAUCACACGACUGUGUUUUAGUCCUGUGACCUGGUGAGUGUGAGACUUACGUACUGUGACACACCAUCCUCAUCCAUCACACAACUGUGUCAAGACAUGCACCACCGUAGAUAAGAAUAUUGUUCGUUAGCUGAGUCGCUGAAUCAGAACGAGUGGAGGAAGACGUGUGAAUGUUCUCACCCAGCCAAGAUCCACUAGUCACAUAUGACACUCUGCUGGACACUAGCUCACAGAUGACGGUCUUCUUGUCACUGGCUCACUGGUGGCGCCCUGCUGGUCACUGGCUCACAAGUGACGCCCUGCUGGUCACUGGCUCACAAGUGACGCCCUGCUGGUCACUGGCUUACAAGUGACAUUCUGCUGGUCUCUGGUUCACAAGUGACAUUCUGCUGGUCACUGGCUCACGGGUGACACUCUGCUGGUCACAGACUUGAAACAUGUACAUAGUAUGAUAUAAUUAAAGAUCUGUUGAUCACUAAUUUUAUAAACGACUCUGAACAUACACUCUGUGAUGUAUAUUAAUAAAUCACUCAGUAAUAAGGGAAUAACAGUGAUUGUUGCUGUUCUUCACACAGUACUAAUGUUUGGUUCAAAGUAUUUAUAUAUU